AUGGAUAUAGAUUUAACCACUAGCGAAAGUUCGAGUGAAAAUUCAGAGAUAACUCUUUUAGACACAAGUAUCGACCAACCUAUUAGUGAGGAUGAAAAUUCUGAAAUGAUCCCUGCUGUUUCUA
Messenger RNA from Racocetra persica, 124 nucleotides. Lineage: Eukaryota; Fungi; Glomeromycota; Glomeromycetes; Diversisporales; Gigasporaceae. The record is from the annotation of a GenBank genome assembly.